AUCUCCACUCUCUCCUUGCUCUCCUUCUCAUCCCUGUUGCUCCUCUUCUCUUCUCAUACUCUUCAUUCUAUUCUUUGCAUCAUCCCAUAACCACCAUGACUACCCGCUACCGCGUCGAAUACGCCCUCAAGUCCCACCGACGAGAUCAACUCAUCGAAUGGAUCAAAGGCCUCCUGGCCGUCCCCUUUGUCCUCCACUCGCAACCAACAGCCCUCGAUCUCACCCAGGGCGGCGAAUCCCUGACCGUCGUCGCCGCCGACACCCACUACCGCUAUGCGGAGAUCUUCCGCGACGUCGAACAGCUCAUCCACGACCAUUCCCACCACACCCGCAUUGGCGCCCCCGGUAAAUCCAAACUCAAGCUGCUGGUCCCCACCAUCGGCUCCUUCUUCACCCCCCUGCACCUCGAAGACGCCUUCACGCGGCAGGACCGCGCCCGCGUCAUCAGCCGCCGCCGCUUCGUCGCCCCCUCCUUCAACGACGUCCGUCUUAUUCUCAACACCGCCCAGUUGCUGGGCCUCGUACGCGCCCACAAUGGACCCGACCUCGUCACCUUCGACGGUGACGUCACCCUCUACGACGACGGCGCCAAUCUGACCCCGGACAACCCUACCCUCCCUCGCAUUCUGCGUCUGCUGCGUCAGGGACGUCGCGUUGGCAUCGUCACGGCUGCUGGUUAUACCGAAGCCGCUAAGUACUAUGAGCGGUUGCACGGUCUCCUCGAUGCCGUGCGCGACCUCCCCGCUGAGCAGCAGGCUGGCUUGGUUGUCAUGGGCGGCGAGAGCAACUUUCUCUUCCGGUUUGACGCCGCCUCCCCGUACCGUCUGUCGUACGUACCCCGCGAGGAGUGGCUACUACCGGAGAUGACCGCCUGGCACGAUGACGAUAUCACGGGCCUGCUGGAUCUGGCCGAAACGUCCUUGCGCGCUGUUGCCGCGAACCUGCAGCUACCCGUCGCCGUGCUGCGCAAGGACCGCGCUGUGGGUGUGUAUCCCGUUGAUCGGGCUAAGAUCGCCCGUGAGCAGCUCGAGGAGACUGUCUUAGUCGUGCAGAACACGCUGGAGCGGACAGCCGUAGGCGCCCGUCUUCCGUUUUGUGCAUUCAAUGGCGGCAACGACGUCUUCGUCGACAUCGGCGACAAAUCCUGGGGCGUGCGCGCCUGCCAGCGCUACUUUGGGGGGAUUGGGGCUUCGCAUACAUUGCAUGUUGGUGAUCAGUUCCUCUCUGCUGGUGCCAAUGAUUUCAAGGCCCGUCUCGCAUCCACAACCUCGUGGAUCGCCAGUCCCGCCGAAACGGUCUCCCUCCUAGACGAGCUAGACGCGAUCGAGCAGAAUGUUGCUGCUGGAGGGAAUGGGGUGUGAUGGAUAUACAUGAACAUGAUAGCAUAGUAUAGCAUAGGAAAUAAAGAACAUUGCAUUCAGGGU
Molecule: messenger RNA, 1424 nt
Organism: Aspergillus campestris IBT 28561
Lineage: Eukaryota; Fungi; Ascomycota; Eurotiomycetes; Eurotiales; Aspergillaceae
Gene: isn1
Product: IMP 5'-nucleotidase ISN1
Exons: 5
Coding region: 96-1361 (421 amino acids)
Biological process (GO): nucleotide metabolic process; nicotinamide riboside biosynthetic process; inosine salvage
Molecular function (GO): magnesium ion binding
Source: RefSeq, a predicted model, not a curated record